Ipomoea nil (Japanese morning glory) is the source of this 909-nucleotide messenger RNA. RefSeq lists its product as uncharacterized. NCBI's taxonomy places the organism in Eukaryota, Viridiplantae, Streptophyta, Magnoliopsida, Solanales, Convolvulaceae. The transcript has a single exon. The record is from RefSeq and is a predicted model, not a curated record. Bases 1 to 909 code for a protein of 302 amino acids.
AUGGAAAUUUCCUCUGAGAAUAUCUCAGAACCCGUUAUGCCGACGGCGACCCCUCAGUCGCCGUCCAACCAAGAAUUGCCCGAAAGAAGUUCGAAGAAAACAAAAAGAAGAAGAUCGGAGCUGGGGACUACAUCUCCAAUCGGUUCAGUAAGUCAAGUCCAAGAUACUCCGGCGGAGAAUGAACUUUUGUCACCGGCCUCUGCCCAGUGGAAGACCCCAGAUGCAACCCCGAAUCAAGCUUGGGGCCGGAAGGAUUUCAACAGCACCGCUUACAGGGACGUCGAUUCAGACGAGGAGUCAAUGGAUGAGGAGGCCUUGGACCCAUGCAAUCCGGUAAUACCCAUCACGGAGGAGGAAAAGGAGAGAAUUCGAAGACCUUGGCGUAAAUCGCUAAUCUGUAAGGUUCUUGGCCGGAAAGUAAGCUAUUUUUACCUACUACAGAGACUCCAAAGGAUGUGGAAACCAGAGUCUGUCUUCGAGCUAAUUGCGCUAGAUCAGGACUACUUCAUCGCUAAGUUUGAAUCGCUCAGGGACUACGAAUUUGCCAAAUAUGAAGGGCCGUGGGUAAUUCUGGACCACUACCUGGUUGUUCAAGAAUGGGAACCUAAUUUUGACCCCUCGUGCAACAAAACCAAGAAAUUACUGGUUUGGGUAAGGUUCCCUACUUUGCCUGUUGAAUACUUCGAAGGGAAAUUCGUGAGGAAAAUAUCAAGAAGAGUGGGGCGGCCGGUUAGGGUCGACUUCACUACUAGCUUAAUCUCAAAAGGCAUGUUUGCCAGGGUAUGUGUUGAAAUUGAUAUCUCCAAACCACUGCUAUCAAAGUUCACGCUUGAGGAGAAGGUUUGGCCGAUUGAAUAUGAAGGGAUUCAUUUGAUAUGCUUUUCUUGCGGCUUAUACGGCCACAGAUAG